Haliotis rubra (blacklip abalone) is the source of this 3825-nucleotide messenger RNA. RefSeq names its product nuclear factor NF-kappa-B p105 subunit-like. NCBI's taxonomy places the organism in Eukaryota, Metazoa, Mollusca, Gastropoda, Lepetellida, Haliotidae. Gene Ontology annotation, molecular function: protein binding. The coding region runs from base 2305 to 3159 and encodes 284 amino acids. The transcript is spliced from 8 exons. The record is from RefSeq and is a predicted model, not a curated record.
UCUUCCGGGUUGCCAUAUCAGUUCCAUUACUGAUUCUUCAGCUUGUGAGCACAACAGUAAGGAUCGUUCUACAACUUGUGAUUUCAGGAUUACACGUUUCACUAUGAAGUUCACAUCGGGCGAGUUGCCUGAUGAUGUUGAAGAGGAUGGGGCGUGUGAUGUUACUGACGUGGACAAGAAACUGGAUAAUGUGAUUUCAACAGGAAAGCCCCAUCUAACUGAUCGCAAUGGAGAAGUAGAUGAGGCACCAUCAUCAAAGGGAGGUAACUCAGAGAUGAACAGAAACAAUAACAAAAUGUCCGAAACACAUAGUGUUCCACAGCCAGUCGAAAAUGGCCUCUCUGAUUCUGAAGACGACACAAACGGAACGACCCCUGAUUCCCUGGUCACUGCCCUCUCCAAGGUCACAAUUGCAGACAAGUUGAAAUCUUUGGCAGAAAUCAAACCAGGGACUGAGGUUGAUGACCUGAGCAGCAAAAUCUCCAAUGUCAGAUUGGAUGAGAAACCAGGCUUGGAUGAUGGAGAGCAGUACACGGAAAUAAAUGAAUCAGAAAUCACAACACUGGCGGAGGUUGAAAAAACGGAAGCAACAAGAAGCCGAAACCGAGCAGCCAACAGAGAGAGGCCCUAUGGGUGGGAAUCCAGCCAAUCACAAUCCACAUGUUGACCGAUAUAACCAUGUCGCUGCUAAGAACUACCCAGUGAGCGUCAACCGACAACUUUAUGGCCAGUUUUCUGGUAAUUACAGCCAAGUUCCUCAGUUGUAUAACAACAACUUAGUGUGCCAGCAGCGGUCGACUAUGAGCAACUACCCACAAGAAGUGACGAAACGAUCCCGCGAUGAAUUUGACCAGCAGCCUUACAAGUAUACAAAGCCUGUGGAGCCGAUCAACAAUCUGAGUGACCCAUCCAAGACGCAAACUUCAAAUCUGACUUUCUCAAAUGUUGUUUCUACAAAGAGUUUUUCCGGUGGCCAAGUGACGGUAAACAGCCCAGACAUAGAGUCUCUGAUACCCAGCUUCCAGUGCGGAGACACUGCAAAUUCGGGAGAAUUUGACAUCCUUAAUUUGCUGAGUCAGGGUGACGAGCCUUACAAGGAUCCAGAGAUGCUUACAAACAUCCCCCCAUACUCCCUUCGGCAGGGUUGCCAUAACAACAUUUCACGCCCGAAUCCCCAACUGGUCAAUGGAUCGUAUUUGGAUCAGACCCAAGUCAAUGUCAACCAAGUGAUGGAGACCAUUCGAAGCCAAAAAGGAGGGGAAACCCGAACAAGUUUCUCCACCGAGGACUCGGCCAGUGAGGGCUACAUCAGCGAGGGAGCCAGUAGUCCAUACAGCCCCUACAGCGAGAUUCAGGAUUCCCCUCCAGAGCAGACCAUGUACUCUCCACCUCCUUCUGUCGACAGUGGCGCGUGCAUGACAUCUGCUUCAAGUCCAGGAUCUGCCAUUGACAUUGGAAGUCCCAGGAGCUCCACAAUGGGGUACGAGUGAAUAUUGAUUUGUAUGACACCAGUUCCAGACACCCUCCCACUCCCACAAGCUCCAAUCAGCCAGUGCCGACCAGUCAAGGGUAUGGCCACCAGGCGCCAAGCUACCAGAGUAAUAUGGGCUACCAGGGCUUGGAGUAUCAAGUUCCAGGGGGAGCGGUGAACCCAAUACAUCAGACUGGAUACUUGCAGACACCUGUAGUUGACCAAGGAAAAGAAUCUAGUCAGAAUAGCAAUUAUAUUGAUAACAAUUUGGAGACCUUUCUGGAUGUUAUUGAAACCAUUGGGUUGGAUCUUUAUGUGGAUGAACACAAGAAGAAACAUAAGAAAGGAGUCCAAGAAACAGUGCUGCCAGUUCAGAAACAAGCACCUGUUCCCCUGCACCAGAAACUGCCCGCUACUGGUCAGCCUGGUCCCAGGAAAAGCAUCCCAGUAGCCAGCGUCCAGCCCAAUCAGAUUCAGCGUAAAGUUCCAACCUCCAGCACACCAGUUCUGUUAGUGAAGCAACCUCCUAGUACAACAGGAGUUCCCGAUAUCGGUCACCCCGAGUGUCAUCAAUUCUCAGAAGAUGAAUCCGACUCCUGUCACAACUGGGCAGAUCCUCGUAAUACCGGCUCCUCCCCAAAUCGUGUUUGUUGCGUCACCUCCUCAACCACCAGCAAAGAAGACACCCACUUUCAGAUCAAUACGCCCGAAGAUUCAGCCAAACCCUGUUCCCGGGGAUAGCUACGUCUGACUCUAGAAACGUGCCUGUGAAUUCAUCUCCAAAGGCAGUGACAACACCCAAACCAGCGCAGCCAUCUGGUCAAGUGUCACUGAUGACAAGUGGUCAGGUGCCACAGAGUUCCAACAAGACUCAGCCUUCAACUCCCAAAACAAAUAUCAAUCAGUUGAACAUCGCUCGUAGAUGUGUGGCAACCAUGACGGCGGAGGAGCUGAAGUGCACCGACCAAGAUGGGGACACGUACCUGCAUGUGGCUGUGUGUAAGGCGGACAAGUACAUGGUGCAGGCGCUGCUGGAGAGGAUCGUGCGAGAGAACCUGCAGACCAUGAUAGACACACAGAACAGAGAGAGACAGACUCCUGUAUAUCUUGCCGUCAGCGCCAACCAACCUGAUAUGGUGGAGAUGCUUAUCAAGUAUGGCGCCGAUGUCAAUCUGCUUGCAGAGCGGACAUCUACAAACGGACAGAAGGAAGUGAAGGCAGCUAUACACAGUGCGUCAUCCAAUGGGAAGGAUCAUCUCACAACUCUCCAGUCAUUACUUAGAGCACAGGACCUGAAUCUCAACAUGUUCAACUCCGACGGUUGUACUGCCCUUCAUUGUGCCAUCCUUGAGCACGGCCAACCUCGCCCCGACACCGGCGCCCCCACAGACAGCAAACCCAUCAUUGAAAACCUUAUCAGGGCCGGAGCUGAUCCAAACUCGCAGGACAAAAAGAGUGGAAAGACAGCCUUCAUGUAUGCACUAGAAACAAGGGACUACACUUUGAUUGACACUCUGUUGAACCUUGUCGAUAUCACCAAGGUCAGGUGUUAUUUCCGCACACAAGCGUUCGACGGAAGCACGUGUGUCAAGAUCAUGGAGAGCAGGAAGUCAGAGUUCCCGCCCAAACUGUAUGAUAAACUUGCAGCCAUAAUGUCGAACAGCCGCAGUAUUCUCUCCCACAGAUGAGCGGUCAACGCGUCCUCAUUUAUUUCAUGUCAUUACGGUUUUGCAUUGUGUAUAUCUCUUCUGUUCAACAACAUUUUGGUCACUUCAUGUUUAUAGCUCAUUUUCGCUCAUACUAUCAAUUUGUUAUUUUUGUACAGAAGCUAUUUUUAUCAUCUUCGAGAUGGCUCUAUUUUUCUCUAGUGAGGUGCAUUUUUUCAAAAACAAACAUAACAUUUAUCGUAAGGAACUGUAAGUCCUUUAUCAUUCUGCAGAGUUGCCUUCCUUGGAUAUGUGAAGCACUGCAAUGCAACAGAAAAUCUGUGUCAAACAGAACUCACUCACUUGUUGAAAAUCAAGAAGUUUUGUAACAUAUCUUUUUAACGUAGAGAUGUCUAAAUAGACAUUAAAUUGCCUGUGCAAUCCCUUUCAUGUAAAUUUCUCUUCCUAAAUAAACUAUUGCUUAAAGCAAACAUAUACUUUUUUUACAUCACUUUUAGACUACUCAAUUCAUGAAUUUCACAUUUUAUGUGUAAUACACUCAGCAAUGAUGUCAUAAAACUUCUUAUGUCAACUUUCAUUUGUUAUUUCAUAAAUGUUUAAUUUAAUUUCAAAUAAUUUGCUACAUAUUUUUUCAGAUUAUGCCUGCACAUUAAGUGACAUGCCAAGCCUUAAUGCUUCCGCAGCAAA